GACAAAAAAUGGAACACAACAGCAGUGUGGGGAGACCUGAAAGUGGCACAUGGCAUGGCAGAGUGUGGCGAUGGAGACAGCAGCAAUGGGAGGCCGUACAGGGACCCAUGACACACUCUGGACCUGGCAGCAGCAAGAGGAGGAGGUACAGGGGCCCAUGGCAGAUUACGGGCCUGGCAGCAGCAAUGGGAGGCCCGUAAUCUGCCAGCACCCUAUGACAAAAAAUGGAACACACCAGCAGUGUGAGGAGACCUGAAAGUGGCACAUGGCAGAGUGUGGCGAUGGAGACCAGCAGCAAUGGAGGCGGUACUGGGACGCAUGAGACAAUGGGGACCUGGCAGAAGCA
Messenger RNA from Staurois parvus, 346 nucleotides. The record is from the annotation of a GenBank genome assembly. NCBI's taxonomy places the organism in Eukaryota, Metazoa, Chordata, Amphibia, Anura, Ranidae.